Messenger RNA from Klebsormidium nitens, 1917 nucleotides. Lineage: Eukaryota; Viridiplantae; Streptophyta; Klebsormidiophyceae; Klebsormidiales; Klebsormidiaceae. The record is from the annotation of a GenBank genome assembly.
GAAGCUCACGCCCGCUCUCAAGAAGCCCGCGUCGAGCUCGGGGGGGGGUUCCGAUUCGGGGGGGGGCUCCGAUGCGAAGGUGGGGCCCCCUGUUAAGAAAGGGGUGCAGUUCGACAUGAAGGACAUCGAGCUGAUACGAAAAGACUGGCAGAAGGAGGCGAGCAAGAACGGAUGCGUUGCGUGUGGGAAGCCGGAGUGUGACGGGAGCUGUAAUCCUGCGAUGAAGGUCAAGGAUAAGGCGGUGAUUCCCCCCAGCGCGAAGAGCCUGUUUGACGCGGCUGAGACGAAACAGACGGGGUCGUUUGUGUGGACCCGGGGGGAGCUUCUGGGGGAGGGCGCUUAUGGGAAGGUGUUUGCGGGGCUCAAUCAGGAGAACGGCCAGUUGAUGGCGGUGAAGCAGCUGAAGCUGAACGACAGCGAUCAGAGCCGCGAGUACCAGCGCCACGUGGCAGCGCUCGAGCGCGAGAUCUCGCUCUACCGGAAGAUGCGCCACAGGCACAUCGUGGGCUACAUCAACAUGGAGCGGGAUGAUGCGUCGGGGUCGCUGUACGUCUUCCUCGAGUACGUUUCGGGGGGGUCUAUCCACAGCAUGCUCGAGCGCUUCGGCCGAUUCAGCGAGCCCCUCGUGCGCGUCUACACGCGCCAGCUGCUGCAGGGCUUGGAGUACCUGCACGAGUGCAAGAUCAUCCACCGCGACAUCAAAGGUGGCAACGUGCUCGUGGACCGCGACGGCGUGAUCAAGCUCGCGGAUUUCGGGGCCUCAAAGGCCUUCCACGACGCCACUCUGACGGACGGUUGCAAGUCGAUUCGCGGGUCCGUCUUCUGGAUGGCUCCCGAGGUCAUCAAGGGCGACGGCUACGGUCGACGGGCCGAUAUCUGGAGCGUUGGUUGCACCGUCAUCGAGAUGCUCACGGGCAGUCACCCGUGGCCGGGAAUCGACAACACAUGGACCGCGAUCUUCCACAUCGCCAAAGCGCUCACUGGGCCCCCAAUGCCGGAGAUCGCAUCGCCGCUGGCGAAAGAGUUCCUCAACCUGUGCUUCGCAUUGGACCCCAAGGAACGUCCGACUGCAACGGAUCUCCUACAGCAUCCGUUUGUCGCCCAAGCAGGGGAGGUCGUGCAGGCCCCCGCGCCGUGAGGCCCCGCACAGAUAGAGGUGUUAACAUACUCCGAGCUGCUAACUGACUUCUCUAAGGUCCCCUGCACGAUGCAAGCGGAGUUCGGGAUCGAGGAUCGCGAAUGUAAAUAUCGCCUUGCCUGGACACGUGGGCUCGACAUAGCACUGCUUAGCAUAUUGACCGGAGCUCGGUGCUGGCGCUCGUUGGAGAACCGUUAGAUCAUGUAAGCUCGUGGGUUUUUGCGUGUUUGUGAUAAUGAUAGACGGGCACGGUGGAUCUACGAUAUAAGCCAGCCGUAGUCAAACUUGGCGAACUUGUCCUGCAUACCCCGGCCGGCCGUUGUGCUGAUCAUUGCUUGUUGACGGAGAUCAUAAGGAAGCGGUGGAUAGGAGCCAAAACGGUUCCUGUGGUGAACAAGUCAGCUUGGAGCUCAACCCGCUUAAACUAGAAAGGGAAGAUCAUGGUGCAAACCUUCAUGUGUAGGCCCGGGCCCGGGAUGUUAAGGCUCUAGGGACAGGUGUACUAAUAAGUAUGCUAAUCUUCGAGAGCCUAGGUAUCCUGCAAAGAGGCGGCAUCUAACUUGUGCAACAUCCAGUGCACGGAAGUGAGUGUUGUCAUAGUCUAGCUUGCUAUAGAGGGUGUAAGGUGGUUGUUCGUGCAGAACGAGAAUUUGGGAUGCGCGUAUUCGAUUGAAUACUGAGAACAUCCGUGAAGUACUGAUCUGAGUUGGAAUUAAUCAGUUGGCACAACAUGGCUGUCUUUUUAAAUGUCAACAGGUCCACAGGGAUCGUUUGCUGCA